GACACGUCCGUCCCCCCUCCCCGGAGACGCGGCGGUGCCAGCGGCCGGGUGAAGCCCGGCGGGAUGACAGCGCCCGUCCCGGCCACCCCGGCUCGGCCCGUCGUCCCUUGUCAUCGCAGGAGCCUUUUACCUGGCCGUCAAGGACAUCAGUGGCGAAAGAGCCGAGCAAACAGCAAAGCGUCGCGCACCGGCUCGGGAGAAACGAUACCCUCCGGCUCCGGCCGCUGUGUGACCCUCAGCACGGCCCCCGUCGGCCUCCGCGUUUCGCGAGCGAGCGGCAUUUGCUUCGUUGCGUUCGCGCGUUGGAAACAUCCCGCCCGUGCCGAAACGUCUGGAGUCAGGGAGGCGAUAGCAGGCGGUCGCGCGAAGGUGCUUCCUUGCGGGGAGGAAAACGGUGAAGUUGUAGCUUGAGGCUGUGGAAACAGACGGUUUUCUUGUGGCGGGAUUCGAGAGCAAAGCGUCUUCGAGCGUAGUUUCAGCGCUGGUGUAGCAUCCGAGCAAAUCAUUUCUGUAACUUCGUAGACUGUUGUCUCUGCGUAAACCUUCAGGCCCAAAAGCCGUGCUGUCGCUGUCAAAGGGAGCUUUGCUUUGCUUCGCUCUGCACCCUGGAAGCAUCCAAGAUCGAAAGCGUUUUCCUGCGAUGCCACUUGCCGGAAAGUUUCCAAAGAUGUUUCCGAAGACGUUUUGGAUGGGUUGUUCUUAUUUCUUCCCCUGCAGGAGUCACUGGACGUCUGCAGGGCUGGGAGCUUGGCUCCUCUGCAAAUCCGACAGAGCUUUUGUCAAAAAAAGGUGACGUCGUCCGUGACGGCGUGGGAUUGCCCCAGAGGGAUUUCCAUCCCUUCCUGCCUGGGGUGAAGGGAGCCCUGAAUAUAUUUCUGAAGCAGUAGCCUGAGGUGACGGACAUGUUCUGGUUUUGCAUGCCAAGGAGCGGGAGCUAAAAUCUUCACCCUAAUUUUGACAGAUCCCCGUGCCUGGUAGCCCCGACUCUUCCGUUCUCCUUUUGCUACUCCCUGGCCUCAAAAAUGCCGCUGUUUAUGCAGCGAAGAGCCACAAAUGCCUGCUGGAGGGCCGCGAGGGAGCACUAGGACCCGUGGAAAAGAGGUGACAGGGACACUCGAGGGUUCUCACCGCUCUGCAGGGGCGGCUUGGGCGCGCUGCGAGGUCCUGGCACAGCCCGGUGACGCCUCGGCAGCCGCGUCUGGCCCGCUGCCUCCUGCAGCCGAGGACUCGGGUUACCCGCCGGCGGCCUCGGCGCCUCAGGGUGCCGCAGAUCCGCGCGGUCUGCGAUUUCUCUUCCAGGGACGUAUCCAUAUCCCUAAAAGCUAAAGAGAGGGACAGAGUCUCUCCUAACGCUGGCGGGGGUCAGGAGCGUCCGUGCUCUCCUCUCCCCGCUGUUGUCACUCCUUUAGCUCAUUUUCGCUGAGCUGCUCUCUGGCCCGUCACGGUUUCUGCUUUUUCAGAAAACUGCUUUCACCCUGCAGCGGAGCGUGAGCUCCCCUUCCAGUUUCGCUGCAGACCACAGGCUUCAGAGUCCUUCUCUGUUUCAUUCACCCUUCUGUACUGUGUCCAGGGACUUUUUUUAACAUGGAAACACUUGUUAAAAAGUCCUAGGCAUCGCAAGAGGCAGCUCGGUUUAGACUCCUUCUCAUUCGGUACUCGAUAACGAUCCUGAAACACGUUGCGUUAGGAUGCAGGGGUGCGAUAGCAACUAAUACUGAAACCGUAGUAACGCGAUAACAUACUUCAGUGGCACGCCUGUACCUCCAAGGCUUUGCAUCAGCUCUCCCAUCUUAACUGAAAAUACGGCAGAAUCAGGCAAUGAGUUACUGGAAACAAGGGCAGGCCGCUCUUCGCAGAGACUGACAGGAUUAGGGCUGAUUUGUUUCUUGGGCUGACACGAGAAGGGAGAUGACAGCCGGCAGAAAAUAAAUCACCUAUUUCUUUUUAUCUGUUCAGCGCGAGAGCGGCCAGGUGGCUGGUGACAGCAUUUAAAGACAUAUUUAAACCACUUUUUUUUUUUUUUUGGACUCCCUGUAGGGUUUUAUUUCUUUUUUUUAAUAGAAAUCAUUCGGAUGAGAAGUAGCAGAGCUGAUACAGUGAUAUCCAAGGAUAUUUAAGGAUAGAGCGAAGCAAGGUUUGUACAGGGAGGUUGAUGUCUUGAAGGGGCCCAGCUGUCGCUGGAAAAGCGAGGGAGCUUAUGGACUCAUGGUCCCUUUACUGGGUCAGUGAGUAAAAACAGCCUCACUGGUAACUACCAGGCGGUAAAAAAAUAACGUGAGAAGGAUUUGAGACCUGCUUAGAGGGACGAGCCUGUCGCUCAGGCAGAUGUGCAGGUAUCUCGGAGCAUCCUUUUGCUCCCUUGGCCUUCCCGCUUUGGCUCCUGUCCCCCCUGCCAAAUUGACACCCCCCGAAAGCAAACGCAGCCCCCUUAGAGACCGCUCGCUCGUGCGGCAAGCGAGCCGGGACCCGAACUGCUGUGUUUAUCCCUGUCAGCACGUGCCGUGAAGGUGGGUGUUCUGGUACCAAAGCUUUCCGUCACCGUGAUUGAGACGUUAAUAAAAGACCUGACAGCUCUGUCGGAAAGAGAGCGGGAGGGAAAACAGCGCUGAAGCGCUGCUGGCAGGGCGAGACUGGAAGGCGCCUGGUUCUGGGUGCUCGGCAUCCGACCUCGGAGCCCGGCGGCGGAGUUAACUCGCCUUUUAGGCCUGACAACGCUGCGAUGGGCGCUAUAAAAUGCUGAGGAGGACAGAAAAGCUGCAAGAAACUCGUUCCUGUGGCCACAGUUCUCGCCUGACGUUGGGAGAGUGAGUUUGCAUUUUGAGACAGAGCUUUUCAUCGAAUUUCUCCCAGGGUGGCUAUCCGAUUUUUUUUAACGCGGGGAAGGUGGAGGGCAAAUUCAGAGCCACGACCUUCUCCUUUGCAGGCUCCGUUUGCAGGAUAUCUCCGCUGCUCACAGCGCAGCAGAGGGGCGAGACGGGGCAUCGCUCCCGUCUUAUCUUUGCUUUUCAGCGCUGAGCACGGGGGGGAAGCUCAGACAGGCGUCCUCAGAUAUUGCUGCUGCAGCGCCGUUACCUGAAAUAACCGAUAAAAAUGGCUUACGCUAACGUGCGAUACUUUAGUCAGCAGUCGGGUGUACCGGCAGUUCCCUUUCGAUUGGGAAAAGAGCUCGAUCGCAGCACCGGAGCUGCAAACCUUUCCGAUCCGGCGGCCUGGGCGGGAAAGAUGUAGUUUUUCUGGAGGCGGAUUAUGGGGAAGUUGCAUUUCUCGGGAUUUUUCCUCGUGUGCUGCCUUUGCAAAGCUUGGGCGCUUUACCGAGUCCAUUCAGAGCAAUGAAAAUCAUAAUUCGGAUGCAAAGUGCCUUCUACAAAUCACCUAAACCAGCCUUUUAGUGCAGCAAACCGUCGUGGUGAGUUGAUGGUAAAGACAAGCAGCAUCUUUUGGAAGGUGUUUGGGUGCAAUUCCCAAACCGUCAGCUUUUUGUGCACGUGCAUAACUUCCUCUUGCAUCAGAAACCUCGGGAGAUCCCUGGAAAAAGCAGCGGUUUGGGAUCUGCCUCGCUUUAGCGGUUGGCAGAGAGAAAACCCAGGCGUUUGGGGAGUCAACCUUCGGCUGUGGAAACGUUGCCCAGGUAGAAAAAAGCGAUGGGCGAACAGCGCAAUGGAAAAUGCAGGGCUUUUCCCAGCCCGCCAGCUCCGUAGUCCAAGGCCGUCUGAGCCCGGUGAUGUCGCUGCUACUGGUGGAAAUUUCCAGCCUUCGCAAGGACAGCGCCAGACCGGCGGGGAUUGGCAGCGAAUUUUGGCUCUGUAGUAACAGAAGGCCGAAGUGCGCAGAGCUAAUUACUCGCAACCUCGAGACCAGAAACGAUCGCGUUUGCUGGGCGCCGGAGGAGUCACAAGGCGACGUUCAGGACCCGCUCGUUCAACCUUGCGCAAGAAAAAACGCCAUGGAUUUCCCCCAGCACAGCAAGCAAGUCCUGGAGCAGCUGAACCAGCAGCGGCAGCUGGGUUUGCUCUGCGACUGCACCUUCGUGGUGGACGGCAUCGACUUCAAGGCCCACAAAGCCGUGCUGGCGGCUUGCAGCGAGUACUUCAGGAUGCUCUUUGUCGACCAGAAAGAUGUGGUGCACCUCGAUAUCAGCAACGCGGCAGGCCUGGGCCAGGUCCUGGAGUUCAUGUACACAGCCAAGCUGAGCCUGAAUCCCGACAACGUGGAGGACGUGCUCGCCGUGGCCGGCUUCCUCCAGAUGCAGGAGAUAGUCAGCGCUUGCAACGCGCUCAAGUCGCUCGCGGCGCCGGCGGAAAGCGCCGCGCAGAGCCGGGAGGCCCCUGCGGAGAUCGGCGCCGAGAAAGCGGCCGUCGAAGACAAAACGGCGGCGGCAGAAGGACCGGGUGACUGUGACAAAGCAAAGCAAGUCCCUCCCGAGCAGCAGGGGAAGGAGGAGACGCUCGCGGCCACCACAGCGCAGCCCCGGGAGCAGACGGAGCAACCGGAGAGCAAAGAAAUGGCCGCAGAAGGUGCGGACGGUGCCGUCCGGGAGGGCCCGCCUGCCGAAUUUCCCAGCCACCGGCCGCCGGCGGAGAGCGGCAGCCCGGCGGCGAAGGGCAGCGUCCCGCAAGGCACGGAGACGGGAGAAAUGGAGUUGGAAGGGAAGGAGGAAGACGGGGAGACGACGGCGGAGGAAGAGGAGGAAGCUAAAAUCCCCGAGGAAGAGCAGCCCAGGUUAGAAAACGGCGAAAAUGCUGAGGAUAAUGAAUCGGGGAGCACGGACUCCGGGCAGGAGAAUUCGGGCGAAACCCGGCUGCUGCGUUCGGGUACUUACAGCGACCGGACCGAGUCGAAAGCCUACGGCUCCGUCACGCACAAGUGCGAGGACUGUGGGAAGGAAUUCACGCACACCGGGAACUUUAAGCGGCACAUCCGCAUUCACACCGGAGAGAAGCCCUUUUCCUGCAGGGAGUGUAACAAGGCCUUCUCUGACCCGGCUGCGUGCAAAGCCCACGAGAAGACGCACAGCCCGCUGAAGCCCUACGGCUGCGAGGAGUGCGGCAAGAGCUACCGCCUCAUCAGCCUGCUGAACCUCCACAAGAAGCGGCACACGGGGGAGGCCAAGUACCGCUGCGACGACUGCGGCAAGCUCUUCACCACCUCCGGCAACCUCAAGCGGCACCAGCUGGUGCACAGCGGCGAGAAGCCGUACCAGUGCGACUACUGCGGGCGCUCCUUCUCCGACCCCACCUCCAAAAUGCGGCACCUGGAGACCCACGACACCGACAAGGAGCACAAGUGCCCCCACUGCGACAAGAAGUUCAACCAGAUGGGCAACUUGAAGGCGCACUUGAAGAUUCACAUCGCGGACGGGCCCCUCAAGUGCCGGGAGUGCGGCAAGCAGUUCACCACUUCAGGCAACCUGAAGCGACACCUGCGGAUCCACAGCGGGGAGAAGCCCUACGUGUGCGUUCACUGCCAGCGGCAGUUCGCCGACCCCGGGGCGCUGCAGCGGCACGUCCGCAUCCACACGGGAGAGAAGCCGUGCCAGUGCCUGAUCUGCGGGAAGGCCUUCACCCAGGCGAGCUCCCUCAUCGCCCACGUGCGGCAGCACACGGGCGAGAAGCCGUACGUGUGCGAGCGCUGCGGUAAGAGGUUCGUGCAGUCGAGCCAGCUGGCCAACCACAUCCGCCACCACGACAACAUCCGGCCCCACAAGUGCACCGUCUGCAACAAGGCCUUCGUCAACGUGGGCGACCUCUCCAAGCACAUCAUCAUCCACACCGGGGAGAAGCCGUUCCUGUGCGACAAGUGCGGCCGCGGCUUCAACCGCGUGGACAACCUGCGCUCCCACGUGAAGACGGUGCACCAGGGCAAGGCGGGCAUCAAGAUCCUGGAGCCGGAGGAAGGCGACGAGGUCAACAUCGUCACGGUGGCCUCGGACGACAUGGUGACGCUGGCCACCGAGGCGCUGGCUGCUACCGCUGUCACGCAGCUCACGGUGGUGCCUGUGGCGGCCGCGGUGACGGCGGAUGAGACUGAAGCACUUAAAGCGGAGAUAACCAAGGCGGUGAAGCAGGUGCAAGAAGCAGACCCCAACACGCAGAUCCUCUACGCCUGCGACUCGUGCGGGGAGAAAUUCCUGGACGCCAACAGCCUGGCCCAGCACGUCCGCAUCCACACGGCCCAGGCCCUCGUCAUGUUCCAGGCCGACACGGACUUUUACCAGCAAUACGGCGCCGCCACGACCUGGCAAGCGGAGCAGGUGAUCCAGUCGGGAGAGCUGCUCUUCCGAGCCCGCGACGGUGCCGCCGAGGUGCCGGCGCCGCUGGCCGAGGCGCCGCCGGCCGAGGCGCCGGCCGAGUGACCCGCGGGUCCCCCCUCUUCCUCUGCGCCCUCCGCCGGCCGGGGAGCCGCCUGGCCCUCCCUCUGCUUUGCCACCCGGUUUAUUUAAAGACAGCUCCUUGGAAUGAUGUAAAAAGUGUAUUUCUGUAAUGAGAGAGAGAGAGAGAGAGAAAAGACUAAAAAUCCGCUCUAAAGUUGUGUAAUAUCUAGAUGAAAUAAAUUGCAUUAUUUUCUAAAGCUUAUUUAAAACCUA
Molecule: messenger RNA, 6583 nt
Organism: Dromaius novaehollandiae (emu)
Lineage: Eukaryota; Metazoa; Chordata; Aves; Casuariiformes; Dromaiidae
Gene: ZBTB17
Product: zinc finger and BTB domain containing 17
Exons: 16
Coding region: 3665-6352 (895 amino acids)
Biological process (GO): regulation of transcription by RNA polymerase II
Cellular component (GO): nucleus
Molecular function (GO): DNA-binding transcription factor activity, RNA polymerase II-specific; protein binding; RNA polymerase II cis-regulatory region sequence-specific DNA binding
Source: RefSeq, a predicted model, not a curated record